This is a messenger RNA of Onychostruthus taczanowskii (white-rumped snowfinch), 1619 nucleotides long. It is a transcript of the gene ANXA5, whose product is annotated as annexin A5. Lineage: Eukaryota; Metazoa; Chordata; Aves; Passeriformes; Passeridae. The transcript has 13 exons. Bases 182 to 1147 code for a protein of 321 amino acids. Gene Ontology annotation, cellular component: cytoplasm. Gene Ontology annotation, biological process: negative regulation of coagulation. The record is from RefSeq and is a predicted model, not a curated record. Gene Ontology annotation, molecular function: calcium-dependent phospholipid binding; calcium ion binding.
GCUCGCUGCCCGCCCCGGGUGGGGCUGGCCCGGCCCCCGGGUGAGGCAAGAGCGGCGGGGCCGCGGCGGGACCUCCUCCCUCUUCGCUCCUGCCCCGCUUGGUGCCUCACUCGGUGCUCCUGGUGGCUCAGGGCGGUUCUGCGGGAGAUUCGGACUCGGCCCCACCCGGAGGAUCCCAGAGAUGGCGAAGUACACAAGAGGCACCGUGACAGCCUUCGCUCCUUUUGAUGCCAGAGCUGAUGCAGAAGCCCUUCGUAAGGCCAUGAAGGGAUUGGGGACUGAUGAAGAAACUGUGCUGACGAUCCUCACCACCAGAAACAAUGCUCAGCGUCAAGAAAUAGCUUCUGCCUUUAAAACCUUAUUUGGCAGGGAUCUUGUGGAUUACCUGAAAUCAGAACUUACUGGCAAGUUUGAAACCUUGAUGGUGUCUCUGAUGAGACCAGCAUAUAUUUUUGAUGCUCAUGCACUCAAGCAUGCUAUCAAGGGAGCAGGAACCAAUGAGAAAGUGUUGACUGAAAUUCUUGCCUCCAGAACACCUGCAGAAGUGCAGAAUAUUAAACAGGUUUAUCAGCAAGAGUAUGAAGCUGAACUGGAGGAUAAGAUCACAGGGGAAACAUCAGGCCAUUUCCAGAGGCUGCUGGUGGUGCUGCUGCAGGCGAACAGAGAUCCUGAUGUUGGAGUUGAUGAGGCUCUUGUUGAGCAGGAUGCUCAGGUUUUGUUCAGAGCUGGGGAGCUGAAAUGGGGAACGGAUGAAGAAAAGUUCAUCACGAUCUUGGGAACCCGCAGCGUUUCCCACUUGAGAAGGGUGUUUGACAAGUACAUGACAAUUUCUGGCUUCCAGAUUGAAGAGACCAUUGACCGUGAGACCUCUGGUGAUCUGGAGAAGCUGCUUCUGGCAGUGGUGAAAUGCAUCCGAAGUGUGCCUGCCUAUUUUGCUGAGACCCUGUAUUAUUCCAUGAAGGGGGCUGGCACUGAUGAUGAGACCCUGAUCAGAGUCAUGGUUUCAAGAAGUGAAGUUGAUCUGCUGGAUAUUAGACAAGAAUUCAGAAAGAAUUUUGCGAAAUCAUUGUAUCAAAUGAUUCAGAAAGACACGUCCGGGGACUACAGGAAAGCGCUGCUGCUCCUCUGCGGUGGGGACGAUGACUGAUGGGCAGGGGACACGCAGCUCUCCUUGUACUCCAGCUUUGCAGCCCUUCAUUAGCAUGUCUGCCUGAGGUUUUGUAUCUUAAUGCUUUGUGGCUGCUUGAAUUUAUACUAGGAUUGCACUUAGUAAAAAGGAGCGCUUUGUUAUCCCUCCUUGUCCCCAUGUCCCAACUUCCAGGAGUACCAAGUGCCUUCUGUGAUCUGCAAGAGUCACCUUCAUGGAAAGUGGGUGCUGAGCACAGAACCCAGUUCUUUACAGGUGUUUCGCUGGAAUAGGAAAAAAUAAUAAUGUAUUUCACAAUAAAUUCAAGAUUAUCCUUUUUUGCUUUUUAUUCCUUACAUUUCCACUGAGUGUUAAGCUAGUUCUAACGUGGCAAGCAAGGAAAUCCUUUAUAUGUAAUAUUGGAAUGAAUUUGCUGAACAUAUUACAAGCAAUCAUUGGAUUUCUAAAGGACCAAUAAAUUUUUCCCCUCUCA